Molecule: messenger RNA, 2435 nt
Organism: Nicotiana attenuata
Lineage: Eukaryota; Viridiplantae; Streptophyta; Magnoliopsida; Solanales; Solanaceae
Product: proton pump-interactor 1-like
Exons: 8
Coding region: 246-2117 (623 amino acids)
Source: RefSeq, a predicted model, not a curated record
GGAUUAACCAAAAAUAAAAACAAAACAAAAAAUUUGUUCUCACAUUCCUAUUCCAACAUGACUACAAUGUCUAUAAUAAUCUCCAUAAAUAGUUAAAAUCUGUUUAGUUAUUUUUGUCUCAUUAAUUUCUCUUUCUCACGGCAUUCUCCAAUUGAGAGUAUUUCUUAAGAUUCUUUUGCCUUAUUUUUUCCGAUUACUGGAUCGGAGAUUGUUGAAGGCAACUUCUGUUUGUACUUAGUGAAAUCAUGGGUAUAGAUGUGGAAUCUCAGUUAGCCCAUGUUUCAGUUGAGAACAAGAUUCUGAAAGACAAUGGGAGAAUGAAUAAUGUUGCAGGGGUUAACGAUCCCAUAAAAGUUGGCUCUCAUGGUAUUGAAGAACCAAUUAAGGAGGAAAGGAAGAGAGAUCCUUUAAUCAGCCUCCGGGAGAAUGCGGUUGAUGAAUGGCCUCAAGAAAAACAGGUCCAUUCUUUCUACAUUGUCAAAUAUCGGAGAUUUGAAGACCAAAAGCUGAAGUCCAAAAUAGAACAGGCCGAAAUUGAGCUACAGAAAAAGAACAAAGCAAGAUCGCAGAUUAUUGAAAAAUUAAAGCUCAUAAGGGCAGAUAGAGCGCAGCUCAUUGAGCAAAGGAAAUCUCUAAGUGCUGAGAAUCAGCAGUUUUGGACAAAGAUUGAUGAGAAAAGAAAGGAAGUCAAACCGCUGCACGAUGCCUUGGGCGAGCUCCGUGGUGCUAGAAAUACUGGCGGAGAGAGGGGUUAUAGUCUGUGUUCAUCUGAGGAGGAGCUUAACAAUCUUAUCAAAAGCCUGGAGUACCGCAUUCAACAUGAAAGCAUUCCUCUGAAUGAAGAGAAGCAAAUUCUCAGGGAAAUCAAGCAACUUGAAGGAACAAGGGAAAAUGUUAAAAAGAAUGCUGCUAUGAGAGCAGAUAUUCUGGAAUCGAAAGGUGACAAGGAGUCAAUUCAAAACCAGGUCAAACUUAUAAGUGUUGACUUGGACGGAGUCCGUAAGGAGCAACAGGCGGUAAAGGCCAAGCUUAAGAAACUGGACGAUCACAUCGAUGACAUAACAAAGCAGAUCAAGUCAUUGGAUGAGGAAGUGAAGGAAAUUGUAAAAAAGAGAGAAAGCACUUAUGAACAUAUUCUUGAAUUGAGAAAACAACGUGAUGAAGGGAAUUCUCCUUUCUACAAAAACUCCACAAUGUUACAGAAAGCCAAACAGCUUGCGGAUAAGAAGGAUAUUGAAGCCCUUAAAGAACUGUCACUGAUGGAGGCCGAGAACUUCAUGUCUCUCUGGAGUGUUGAUAAGGCUUUUAGAGAUGAUUACGAGAGGAGAAUUUUGUCAUCGCUUGACAUUAGGCAGUUGAGCAAGGAUGGCAGGAUGAGGAACCCUGAUGAGAAGCCUCUAGUGUCACCGGAGGCACGGACUGCGUCACAGACAGAGGUUGCACCAAAAACUAAUGUGGAUCCACCAAAGGAAGAUCCCGUUUCUACCGCAAAACUUGAUGCUUCUGCAACGCAGAAAGUACAAAAAGAGAAGAAUAGCAAGGAGCUGAAAGAUGCAAAUGGCAAAAACACGAGUACUCUGAAAGAAGAUUUUGAUUUCGUUGAUGGCAACGAAGAAGUCUAUGGUUUAGAAAAGCUACCCGAGGAUACUAAUGCCAAGCGGAACGGUGUUGAUGAAGUAAAAUUGAGAGAGAUGAAGAGAGAAGAGGAAAUAGCAAAAAAUCGGCAGGCAAUGGAGAGGAAGAAGAAGUUGGCGGAGAAAGCAGCUGCUAAAGCAGCAUUAAAAGCUCAGAAAGAAGCUGAAAAGAAGCUCAAGGACCUUGAGAAGAAAGCGAGGAAAAAGGCUGGUGCUGUUGUUACUGGUCAGGAUCCUAUGGAGGAACCAACUGAGACAACUGAGGAAGAGAAGGCGGAGGAAAAGGUUGAAACUCCGGUAGCCCCUAAGGUCAAGGAGUGCAAAGAGAACACCGUUAGGCAUAGAGCAACGCGUGCAAAAGGCUCCGAGCUUCCUAAAGUUAUAUUAAAACACAAAAAGGGAAGAAACUACUGGCAGUGGGCUGCUCCUGCCGCUCUGGUAGUGUUGUUACUUCUUGUCGCGGCAUACAAGUAUAUGCUGUAGGAUACUGUUGACGUCGAAAUUAGAAUGAAAUAGAAGAGGGAAAACGUGGUUAUUCUCAGAUAUAUUGCAAUAGCAACGUUAGUUUAGUAACUUUAAGCUAUUCCUUUUUUAAUUUUUAAUUUUUUUUUUUGCAUCCUAGACUAUAGGGAUGGGAUAGUUAUAAUUUUGCUGGUAGAUGAGGCAGGUCCGAGAUACUUACAGAUAGAGUAAUUAUACAUUUUUGGUUUUGACAGUGUAGUUUCAAAUUUUGAUAUUUGCUUAGGGAUAUAUCGUCUGGGUGUUUCUUUUGUAAUCAGUGGCGGGAGCCAGAUUUUGUUA